AUGGUCCUCCAAGGAAAACUCCCAUUAGAAAUGGACAAUCGAGUGGCAGAGAAUGUUCUCGGUACUCUGGGUGCAGUUUGCUGGUCUAUCCAACUGCUUCCUCAAAUAAUUAUCAAUUACAGGAGACAUGACACUGAGGGGCUACAAGGGUCAAUGAUGCUCUUAUGGGCCGUCGCGGGGGUUCCCCUAGGGGUGUACAAUAUUGUAGAAGAAUUUAAUAUCGCCCUAAGGAUUCAGCCCCAAAUCCUGACAAUACUCAGCCUCCUUACCUGGGCACAGUGUCUCUACUAUGGAAAGAAAUACCAAAUCAUGAAAUGCUGUGUCGCAAUCACUUCACUUCUGCUGCUGUUGGGUGGCAUUGAAGCUGGACUCAUAUUUGCCCUGCAGGCUGCAAAAAGGCGUGGACUGGAAUGGCCUCUUAUCUUGAUGGCAGUUUUAAGUGCAUGUUUACUUGCAGCAGGCGUACUAAGACAUUACUGGGAUAUUUAUGUACACCGGACUGUUCGAGGAAUCAGCUUCAUUUUUGUCGGAAUUGACGCUGCUGGGGACUUGUUUUCGCUCGUCUCUGUUCUUUUUGGAUCGACUAUUAAUGUCCUUGGGAUAAUUAUCUAUGGAACUGAAUUGACACUUUGGGUGGGCAUAUUCAUCUGCGGCGGUGUGUUUAACCUCUGGCCCUGGAUCAAAAAGCGCUCCGAGCAGCGAGAUGGCAAUCUCCAGGAUCCGGUGUCUCUACAUCCAAUGCCAUCGUCGACUUCUGUGUUCAGGACCGCGUCCGGAUCUCAAGUGGUGGAAAGGAGGCCAUGGCAGGGUUCAUAG
This is a messenger RNA of Penicillium robsamsonii, 816 nucleotides long. RefSeq names its product PQ-loop repeat-containing protein. The record is from RefSeq and is a predicted model, not a curated record. The transcript is spliced from 5 exons. The coding region runs from base 1 to 816 and encodes 271 amino acids. NCBI's taxonomy places the organism in Eukaryota, Fungi, Ascomycota, Eurotiomycetes, Eurotiales, Aspergillaceae.